AAUGAUUCCUGCGGUCACCUGGCCCCACGUCCCAGUCAAAGGCGACCCAAUCUUGUCCAGUGUAUUUUAACCCGGAAUGCUGCGUCUGUCUCUCCCAUCUUCGUCCUCGCCGCCAAUUGCAUCAACCCUCAGAUCUCUGCCUCUUAGAACAGUAGCUGCAAGGCAAACGUUUCGAAACACAAUAGGAUUAAACGUUUGGUACAGGAUGGCAAGCACAGCAAACACUAAUGUGUUUGGUUUGAAAGAUCCCAGCCUCAUCAAGACACAAGGUUUCAUUGAUGGUAAAUGGGUAGAUGCUAGGGAUGGGGCAACAAUCAGGGUCACAAACCCAGCGACAGAAGAAGAACUAGGCACAGUCCCUGAAAUGGGUCUCGCAGAGACACAAGCUGCAAUAUCAGCAGCAGGCAAAGCAUUUGAAACAUGGGGACGGACAACAGCCAAGUCGCGACAUGAUAUCCUUAUGAAAUUAUAUGCUCUCAUGCAAGAGAAUCACGAUGAUUUGGGCCGGAUCAUUACACUUGAGAAUGGGAAGCCGCUCGCUGAAGGCAAGGGUGAAAACGCAUAUAGUUCUUCAUUCAUAGAGUGGUAUGCCGAGGAAGCGGUCCGCACCUAUGGUGAACACAUUCCUUCACCCUUUACUAAUAUCCGCAAUGUUGUAAUAAAGCAACCAGUUGGUGUCGUUUCUAUACUUACGCCGUGGAACUUUCCUUCUGCAAUGAUCACACGUAAACUUGGUGCUGCGCUUGCAGCUGGGUGUACAGCGGUCAUCAAGCCUCCUCCAGAAACACCCUUUUCCGCACUGGCGCUUACAGAGCUUGCUCGUCGAGCCGGUGUACCGGAUGGCGUUAUCAAUGUAGUCACGACGCAGAAGAACGUCGGAGAGGUUGGCCGUGAGAUGUGCGAGAGUAAAACUGUGAAGAAAGUGUCGUUUACCGGAUCGACUCCCGUCGCGAAGAUGUUGUAUGGAAUGGCAGCUUCAACGCUAAAAAAAAUAUCCAUCGAAGCUGGUGGGAAUGCGCCUUUCAUAGUGUUUGAUGAUGCAGACAUUGAUCAAGCUGUUGAUGGUGCCAUUGCUUGUAAAUUCCGAGGUUCAGGGCAGACUUGCGUCUGUGCUAAUAGAAUCUAUGUCCAAUCAUCUGUCUACGCCGACUUUGCCUCGCGUCUCGCACAAAAAGUGGCUGGUUUCAAAGUAGGAAAUGGCCUAGACGACAAGACCACACAUGGGCCCCUCAUUCAUGACAGAGCUAUUCAAAAGGUUCAGCGACACAUUGACGACGCAGUUUCUCGGGGUGCCAAUGUGCUAGUCGGCGGUCAACGGAUUUCCACGCCUGGAACCUUUUUCUCUCCAACUGUUCUUUCCGAAGUUCCAGCCGAUGCAUUGCUCAACAGCGAAGAGACAUUCGGACCAGUUGCGGCAUUGACAAAGUUUGAGACGGAAGCCGAUGUUCUGGAGAUGGCAAAUAAUACUGAUGUAGGCCUUGCCGGGUACUUCUUUAGUCGAGACGUGGGAAGGGUAUGGAGAGUUGCGGAGAGACUCGAGGUAGGGAUGGUAGGAACUAAUACGGGAUUGAUAAGCCAUGCUACUAUUCCAUUUGGAGGUGUAAAGGAAAGUGGAAUUGGUUAUGAAGGCAGUCAUGGGAUUGGAGAAUACAUGAACCAGAAGCUUAUUGCGUUCGGAGGUAUCUAGGAGCUCAUGAGCUAUUCACGUCACCUCGCGGUUCUCGGCCUUGCUUCGCUUAAGCCAAGUCAACGAUUUUCUGAUGGCAAUUCAGCUUUCCUCGUUCAGCCGUUCUUCACUUCUGCUUUCGUAUAAUGAACUUCGCAUGCUAUGUAAUUCAGAUUACAAAAUGUACGAUUACGGGCGAGGCCUGUCGUGUGAUGUUCUCAGUUAUGUAUAUUUUCGCAUCGCUUGACUCGUUGAUUCUUAUUGCAAUAAAAGCGUCCUA
Messenger RNA from Serpula lacrymans var. lacrymans S7.9, 1946 nucleotides. RefSeq lists its product as uncharacterized. Gene Ontology annotation, molecular function: succinate-semialdehyde dehydrogenase (NAD+) activity. The transcript is spliced from 16 exons. NCBI's taxonomy places the organism in Eukaryota, Fungi, Basidiomycota, Agaricomycetes, Boletales, Serpulaceae. The record is from RefSeq and is a predicted model, not a curated record. Gene Ontology annotation, biological process: GABA catabolic process. Bases 77 to 1687 code for a protein of 536 amino acids.